Molecule: messenger RNA, 3628 nt
Organism: Tupaia belangeri chinensis (Chinese tree shrew)
Lineage: Eukaryota; Metazoa; Chordata; Mammalia; Scandentia; Tupaiidae
Gene: SUV39H1
Product: SUV39H1 histone lysine methyltransferase
Exons: 5
Coding region: 943-2271 (442 amino acids)
Cellular component (GO): nucleus
Molecular function (GO): protein binding; zinc ion binding; histone H3K9 methyltransferase activity
Source: RefSeq, a predicted model, not a curated record
AAGAAAGAAUGUGCCUUGAAUCAGGAAGAAAUACAUGUUGAAAAAUCUGUAUCUUGAAAAAUGUUGGUAGACUCAGCAACAUUCCAAGUAUAUUUAAAAGAUUUGAUGUCACUAACCUAUACUGCUUUGUGUGUUCCUGAAUUCAGAGCAUACCCUUCACAGAAAUGUGGAUGAGACUGAGAGUAAAAAUGCAGUGUGGAAAAAAUACACUUUGUGGGUUUAAGGUGCCCAGAGUAAUCAUUCAAAGACACUUCUUGUGAAGUAGUACCAUUUCACAAUCUCUUAUUCAUUAUUCCAAACUAGAAAGACCUGAAAACCAAAAUAUUUUUCUUCAACUGCCCUUCAUGACAAAAGUAGAUUAUAAAGUGGAGACUAUCUUACAUCAUCAUUUCUCCUAUUUAAUUUGGAAAAUUCAUACAUGUGCUUCAGAACUGUGGGGGUGUUAGGUAAGGAAUGGGACAUACCUAGGAAGACACCUGUAAAAUCCAAAAAAUUUUGAAUUUCAAAAAAACAUCAGGCCCCAGGAGUUUCUGAUAAGGGAUUGAGGACCAGUCUUUCCAGUUAUGCCUUUGUUUGGUGUCUUGGAGGUUUUAAUCCCAUCCUCACUCCGCCCCCCUCAGGGCUGUGUACCCUACUGAGUUGGGAAGUUCUUUCUUUUGCAAAGUGGGGAGAAAGGUGAUCAGGUCCUGAACCCCAGGCAGGUUUGCUGGAAUGAAGAUUUAGGAAUAGUGUAGAGGGAGCUUGAAGCUCUGGAAAUAGAUUCCUUUAGGACAAUCCAUGUAGCAAAUCCCACUUCGAGGUCCACUGCUCCAGGGAUAACCUUGGAUAGUGAGCAUCAGGGUUCAAGGACAUGGUACAUUCAUGUUACAGAAGAGUCUCAACAUUGGGGAAGGCCCGUGGGUGACAUUUCUCUGACAUUUGGGCAGUCCUUGAUGCUAAAUAAUGAACGCUAGAAAAAAUUUUGAGAUGUCCCAGGAGAACUUGGGGUCCCUUUUGACCCUCGGCCUGGUCAGGCUGCCAGUAAUAGUUCUUUCUGGUCCCCUUGUUCUAGGCUGCAGCGUAUGUUGCAAAUCUUCUUGGAAUCAGCUGCAGGACCUGUGCCGCCUGGCCAAGCUCUCCUGCCCUGCCCUUGGCAUCUCUAAGAGGAACCUGUAUGACUUUGAAGUCGAGUACCUGUGUGAUUACAAGAAGAUCCGCGAACAGGAGUAUUACUUGGUAAAGUGGCGUGGAUACCCAGACUCAGAGAGCACCUGGGAGCCACGGCAGAAUCUCAAGUGUGUACGCAUUCUCAAACAGUUCCACAAGGACUUAGAAAGGGAGCUGCUUCGGCGGUAUCACCGGUCAAAGCCACCCCGGCACCUGGACCCAAGCUUGGCCAACUACCUGGUGCAGAAGGCCAAGCAGAGACGGGCACUUCGGCGCUGGGAGCAGGAGCUCAAUGCAAAGCGCAGCCAUCUGGGACGCAUCACUGUGGAGAAUGAGGUGGACCUGGACGGCCCCCCACGGGCCUUCGUGUAUAUCAAUGAGUACCGCGUUGGUGAGGGCAUCACCCUUAACCAGGUGGCUGUGGGCUGUGAGUGCCAGGACUGUCUGUGGGCCCCCACUGGAGGCUGCUGCCCAGGGGCAUCACUGCACAAGUUUGCCUACAAUGACCAGGGCCAGGUGCGACUGCGGGCUGGGCUGCCCAUCUACGAGUGCAACUCUCGCUGCCGCUGCGGCUAUGACUGCCCCAAUCGUGUGGUACAGAAGGGCAUACGCUACGAUCUCUGCAUAUUCCGCACAGAUGAUGGGCGCGGCUGGGGUGUCCGCACCCUGGAGAAGAUCCGCAAGAACAGCUUCGUCAUGGAGUACGUGGGAGAGAUCAUUACCUCAGAGGAGGCAGAGCGGCGCGGCCAGGGCUACGACCGCCAGGGUGCCACCUACCUCUUCGACCUGGACUAUGUAGAGGACGUGUAUACCGUGGAUGCCGCCUACUAUGGCAACAUUUCCCCCUUCGUCAACCACAGUUGUGACCCUAACCUACAGGUGUACAACGUCUUCAUAGACAACCUCGAUGAGCGGCUUCCCCGCAUUGCUUUCUUUGCCACAAGAACCAUCCGGGCAGGCGAGGAGCUCACCUUUGAUUACAACAUGCAAGUGGACCCCGUGGACAUGGAGAGCACUCGCAUGGACUCCAACUUUGGCCUGGCUGGGCUCCCUGGCUCCCCCAAGAAGCGGGUCCGUAUUGAAUGCAAGUGUGGGACUGAAUCCUGCCGCAAAUACCUCUUCUAGCCCUUAGAAGUCUGAGACCAGACUAACCAAAGGGGCCUGAAGCUGCCUUCCCUGAUUCCCACCGUUGCCCUCCAGCUAAGGAAUGACUACCAGGGCCUCUGCCUGCCCCACCUGCUCCACAUUCCGGGCUGUGGUGAGGACCCACUGCAGGAGUCCCCAUUCCCUCUCCCAGCCCUGCUCAUGGGUUGUACUUAGAAACCCCGCCUACCUUCAGAAGUAAUUUUUUUGACAUCACAACUUUCUGCAGUUGGGAUUCAUGACCUAUCAAGGAGAUCCAAGUUGUGCGCCACAGCCCAGUCCCAACAGAGAAAGAUGUUUGUCUUUGCACCUGCUUCUGCCUGGAGCUUAAGGGGUCUGUUGCAGGCCUCCUCCUUACUGCCCCAAGGGUAUGGGGAAGCCACCCCAGGGCAGGCAGACAUCAGAGUCCAUAGUCAUGGCCUGCCAAACAGCUGGUUCCCUAGCCACAGAAACUUUGUGCUAGUGAAAAAAGGGAGGGGGACUUCAGGGCUGGGGGCUGAGGCUUGCCUACAGUACUGGAUCGUGUUGGCCCCAAGAGCAGUUAUGUCUCUGCUUCAGGGCUGCACAUCUAAGAAGGGGACACCCACAUGCCACUAGAAGGGCAGUAGGUGUCCACAGCCCACUAAGAGGAAGGCAGCCCAGGUUUUGUCAGCCCUGGAGAUGGGCUGGGACUGAACUCUGCCUUCAGGGAGUAUAGAGGCUCAGGGUUCUGGAAGCCCUGAUCUAAGGUGUGAUGACUGCUGGGACUACUCAGAGCUGGAACCAAGACCUAGGUGGCCUGUAGAUAGCACUUAGGAUGAUAAUGUGCAUUGAUAGGGUGCUGAUGAGGUGCCAGGCACAGCACAGAGCACCUGGUCCACGUGGAUUGUCUCAGGGAAGCCUUGAAAACCACGGAGGUGGAUCCCAGGGGAGGCUCAUACAGCAGAAAGGCCAAGAGUGGGUGAAGGGUUUACCUACUCAGAUACCAUGAGGCAAGAAGGAAGCUCCUGUCACCUCCAGGCCCCAGCCGUUUGCACUCACUCUGGGUCCACUGGUUUCGAAAGUUACCUGCCUACAGAUGUACAAAAGGCGAAGGUUCUGAUGGCUGCCUCGCCCCUUGCUCCCCUGCCCCCUGUGAAGUCUUCUUUAGGAAGACUUUCCUGACUACCUGUGUCUGGAGUGUCCCAACGUGAGACUGUGUGCCCUGCUACCAGAUGCCAGAUCUGUGUGUGUCUGUGUGUCCGUCCUGCCCACCCCUGCCCAGACCAACCUUCAGGCAUGGACUGAAUCUGGUUCUUUUCUUGUAUACCCCUUGGCCCUACCCAGCUUGGAGUGGGCAUCAAUAAAGUGAGUGAGUGAA